AUGCUCGCUCGUGUCAACAAGGAGCGCGCGGCCAACGGAGUCUCGAAGCUCUGCAUGAACAAGAAGCUGCAGGCCGCGGCUCAGCGCCACUCGAACGACAUGGCCAAGAACAACUACAUGGCUCACGACGGUGCGGACGGCUCUACGAUGUCGCAACGCGUGACCCAGGCCGGCUACGAAUGGGAGAGCGUCGCCGAGAACGUCGCGGCCGGCCAGGAGGACGUCGAGUCCGUCAUGAACGAGUGGAUGCAGUCUACGGGCCACCGAGAAAACAUCUUGUGCGCCGACUACACCAUGUUCGGCACGGCGUACGCGUACAGCAAGGACUCCACGUACGGCUACUACUGGACGCAGGACUUCGGCAGCGGUCCGACGGAGUCGUGCGAUGGUGGCAACUCG
Molecule: messenger RNA, 399 nt
Organism: Phytophthora sojae
Lineage: Eukaryota; Oomycota; Peronosporomycetes; Peronosporales; Peronosporaceae
Exons: 1
Source: RefSeq, a predicted model, not a curated record